AUGGCUGCCGUAACAAAGGAGAAUUUUCCACCUAUCGGCCAUGCUGUAUCUGGUUCAGCUGGUGCAAUGUUUGCGUCUACUUUAGUAUAUCCUCUUGACAUGAAUAAAAAAGUGUCCGAUUUCAGCAGCAGCAUGGAAGACGAACAUUAUGCCUCAGCUAUGGAUGGUAUUACACAAAUCCUGCAAAGAGAAGGACUCUCCGGUCUUUAUGCCGGUUUAGGCUCUUCUUUGAUUGGAACGGCGUCUACAAAUUUUACCUACUUCUACUGUUAUUCGUUUUUAAGAGAAAACUAUAACAAACGAUUUAACCCACGAGGAGGUACGCUAUCAACAACUUUGGAAUUGGUUUUGGGCGCUGCAGCCGGAGCCCUUACUACGUUGAUCACCACACCUGUUUCAGUCAUUACUACUCGUCAACAAACAUUACCGCCAAAUGAAAGACAGGGUAUAGUGGAAACAACUAAGACUAUCAUCAAAGAAGAAGGGAUACAAGGUUUGUGGAGAGGAAUUCAACCCUCUCUUGUCUUGUGUAUCAAUCCUGCCAUCACAUACGGAAGCUUUGAGAAAAUCAAGCAGUUUGUACUUGGAGUUUUGAAAUUACCAUUGACGCCAUGGGUCAACUUUUUGGUAGGUGCCUUAUCAAAAACACUGGCCACAGUGGUCACCUAUCCUUAUAUUAUGGCUAAGGUUCGACUUCAAUGGCGCCCAUCGAGAGAAAUGAAGGAUAAAGUGAUUGCAUAUAAAGGAUCUUUUGAUGUGCUUGCUCGUGUGUUACAAACUGACGGAUUCUUUGGCUGGUAUAAAGGUAUGAGCACGCAAAUCACAAAGGCUGUCUUACAACAAGCGUUACUAUUCAUGAUGAAAGAUAUCUUUACAAACUAUACCGUUUUUGCAUUUGCACUCAUUAAAGCUGCUCAAAAGAACAAGUCUGCCUAA
Messenger RNA from Mycotypha africana, 936 nucleotides. Its product is annotated as mitochondrial carrier domain-containing protein. The coding region runs from base 1 to 936 and encodes 311 amino acids. Lineage: Eukaryota; Fungi; Mucoromycota; Mucoromycetes; Mucorales; Mycotyphaceae. The transcript has 3 exons. The record is from RefSeq and is a predicted model, not a curated record.